This is a messenger RNA of Populus trichocarpa (black cottonwood), 3277 nucleotides long. Its product is annotated as pentatricopeptide repeat-containing protein At1g79540. The coding region runs from base 82 to 2808 and encodes 908 amino acids. The record is from RefSeq and is a predicted model, not a curated record. The transcript has a single exon. Gene Ontology annotation, molecular function: protein binding. Lineage: Eukaryota; Viridiplantae; Streptophyta; Magnoliopsida; Malpighiales; Salicaceae.
AAAGAAACUCAAAAGUGGCAUGGAAAAAUGGAGAGACAGAAAUCAACAGUCCCUCUGUUUUAGAGAACCAAACACGCUUUCAUGUUUGCUCGUUGCCACCAUUUUCUCACUAGCCAGACAGAAAAUAGAAAAAGAAACAAAAACCAAAAACAAAAACCUUGGUCAUACAAAUCCAACAGAAAAACAAACAACAACCUCAAAUUCAAUCUGGUAUGUCCCUUUCAUGCAUUAUUAUUCCCAAAACCCAUCAAUCAUCUAACUAUAACCAUGAACCUCAACUCUCUACUGUUCAUGAAACCCCACUCUCUACUGCAACGCCAUUUCUCUCAUCCAAAACCGCCAUGGGUUCAAUCCCUCCACACCUCAGCCAUACAAGAAACUUCUAUUUCCGAUGAAGUAUUCACCGUUAUUAAAACUAUGAACCCAAUGGAGCCAGCUUUAGAACCCAUGGUCCCGUUUCUCUCACCAAAAAUUGUUACCUCUAUAAUCCAAAACCCACCAAACCCUCAACUGGGUUUUCGUUUCUUUAUCUGGGCAUCAAAUUUCAAGCGUUUUCGUGCAUGGGAAUCUUGUGAUUUAAUCACUGACUUGCUCAUUAACCAAAACGGGCUUGAGUUGUACUGUCAAACACUUGAAGCUCUUAAAAAUGGUGGCAUAAAGGUGCAUAACGAUGCAUUUUUUGUGUUGAUUAAAGUGUAUUUGAAGAUGGGUUUGACUGAUAAAGCUAUGGAAACUUUUGGGUCAAUGAGGGAUUUUGAUUGCACGCCUGAUGUUUACACUUAUAACAUGAUUUUGGAUGUUUUGAUUCAAAAGAAUUUUCUUUUAUUAGCUUUAACUGUUUAUACUAGAAUGAUGAAGUUGAAUUGUUUGCCGAAUGUAGCUACAUUUAGUAUCUUGAUUGAUGGGUUGUGUAAGAGUGGCAAUGUAAAGGAUGCACUUCACUUGUUUGAUGAAAUGACACAAAGAGGUAUUUUGCCUGACGCCUUUACGUAUUGUGUUGUUAUUUCCGGGUUGUGUAGAUCCAAGAGGGUUGAUGAUGCUUAUAGAUUGUUUGAUAAGAUGAAAGAUAGUGGGGUCGGUCCUGAUUUUGUUACUUGCAAUGCUUUGCUUAAUGGGUUUUGUAUGUUAGAUAGAGUUGAUGAGGCCUUUUCUCUGUUAAGGUUGUUCGAGAAGGACGGAUAUGUGCUUGAUGUGCGCGGGUACAGUUGUUUGAUUCGUGGGUUGUUUAGAGCCAAGAGAUAUGAAGAUGUGCAACUGUUGUAUAGGAAAAUGAUCGAGGAUAAUGUCAAGCCUGAUGUUUACUUGUAUACAAUAAUGAUGAAAGGGUUAGCAGAAGCAGGGAAGGUUAGGGAUGCGUUGGAGUUGUUGAAUGAGAUGACAGAGAGUGGUGUGGUUCCUGAUACUGUUUGUUAUAACGUUUUGAUCAAAGGUUUCUGUGAUAUGGGUCUUUUGAGUGAGGCUCGGUCACUACAACUUGAGAUUUCUAGGCACGAUUGCUUCCCUAAUGUUAAAACUUACUCCAUUCUCAUUAGUGGUAUGUGUAGAAAUGGUCUUACCAGGGAUGCCCAAGAAAUAUUCAAUGAGAUGGAGAAGCUUGGAUGUUAUCCUUCUGCAGUUACAUUCAAUUCCCUUAUUGAUGGACUUUGUAAAACUGGCCAGCUCGAGAAAGCUCACCUUCUGUUUUAUAAGAUGGAGAUAGGGAGAAAUCCUUCUCUGUUUCUUCGUCUUUCUCAGGGGCCCAGUCAUGUUCUUGAUUCAGCAAGCCUACAAAAAAUGGUGGAGCAAUUGUGUGACUCAGGCUUGAUUCAUAAGGCCUACAGGAUUCUCAUGCAACUUGCUGACAGCGGGGAUGCACCAGGCAUUUAUACUUAUAACAUUCUGGUCAAUGGUUUUUGCAAGUUAGGCAACUUUAAUGGUGCUUAUAAACUCUUCAGGGAAAUGCAAUUCAAGGGGCUCUCACCUGAUACUGUUACGUAUGGAACUCUUAUCAAUGGGCUUCUACGGUUUCAACGCGAAGAGGAUGCCUACAAGGUCUUUGACCAGAUGGAGAAGAAUGGAUGUACACCUGAUGCUGCAGUUUAUAGAACAAUGAUGACUUGGAUGUGCAGGAGAAUGGAGUUGCCACGAGCUUUUAGUCUCUGGUUGAAGUAUCUCAGGAACAUUCGUAGCCAGGAAGAUGAAGCAAUUAAAGCUAUAGAAGGAUACUUUGAGAAGCAAGAAGUGGAAAAGGCUGUUCGAGGCUUGCUUGAGAUGGACUUCAAGUUAAAUGAUUUUGAUUUAGGUCCAUAUGCUAUUUGGCUAAUUGGGCUGUGUCAAACAAGAAGGGUAGGUGAAGCUUUGAAGAUAUUCUUAAUCCUUGAAGAGUACAAAGUUGUUAUUACACCCCCUUGUUGUGUGAAAUUGAUAUAUUUUCUAUUGAAAGAAGGGGAUCUAGACCGUGCAAUUGAUGUUUUCCUUUACACCAUCGAGAAAGGCUACCUGUUGAGACGACGGGUUGCCAAUCGAAUACUGACAAAACUUGUCCGUAGAAAGGGUGAAAUGGGAAAGGAUCGUGCCAUUUAUCUUCUAUGCAGAAUGAAAUCCGUGGGAUAUGAUUUGGAUGCUCACCUUCUCCCUUGGACGAAGUCCCUUUUACAUCGACAUAAUAUACAGGAAAUGGUAAACGGUGUCCCUGAGAUGAACUCUGGAUGCGUGGAAAUGCAAAACAGCUAUGGUAGAGUUGGGCAACCAUGGAAGCCUACAGUCAAACAACGGAGAAAAAUGUUUCAACUGGCACGAAGAAAAUAUGCCGGAAUGAAAAACAGCUGACACAAAAGAAAUAUGCAGGAAAUGGAAAACGGCGUCCCUGGGUUGGACUCUAUACAUGGAAAUGCAGAACGGCUAUGGUAGAUUUUGGCGACUGCAGAUGCCUGCAGUCAAACAAUGGAGAAAAUGAUUUCAAAUAACACAACAGUAAAAGAAAAUUCAAGAAGCCGACUGCAUCUAGAUCGAGAUUGGUGUUUAGUUGAAUCAAGUGCAUUCGGACGGUUGAGCUUUUUGCAUGCUUAAUUUUCGUAUGUUCUGUUCCAGACGCAAACCUGUUGUAAAACAUCGCCCAUAGGCAACCGCAGGAAGAGAUUUUUUUUUUUCUUUUUACAGUUCACUGUAAGAAAUAAGAGCCUGAUUUUUCUGUAAUAAGAAAGUGGACGACACAGUUUUCUGUGCAUCCCUAAAGUUUUGUACCAUAUACACUGAUAUUUUCCCUGCGAUACUAUUAACUGCACAAAAGAUACUCAAA